Molecule: messenger RNA, 4880 nt
Organism: Daphnia magna
Lineage: Eukaryota; Metazoa; Arthropoda; Branchiopoda; Diplostraca; Daphniidae
Gene: Asap
Product: arfGAP with SH3 domain, ANK repeat and PH domain-containing protein
Exons: 16
Coding region: 676-3987 (1103 amino acids)
Biological process (GO): positive regulation of GTPase activity
Cellular component (GO): cytoplasm
Molecular function (GO): GTPase activator activity; protein binding
Source: RefSeq, a predicted model, not a curated record
GUUUUACUGAGCAGUAGUCAAACGUCAAACGUGUUGAGUGAACGUACGUUUACGCUUAAGAGCAAGCAAAUUAUUUCCUGAUGUGGAUUAGACGAAGCUAGUGUAUUUGUGUGAAGAACACAUUGAUUUCUCCCUGAAUUGUUUGAUGGAAAUCGCCUAAAUCCUCGCUUCGCAUGUCAUCUGUUCGGCCAAGAAGGCGAGAGAAUAUAUAAAAGCCGUUCGAUUUUAGACAAGAAGAAAAAAAGGGAAGAAGAAAGAAACAAUUCAGCCAUGACCGUGUCGAAACGUGCUGCUGCGUCGACCGUCAGUUUGCUCUCUGCUGACUCACUGAUGGGAAUCAUCGUUACCAAUGGAUAAUUAAACAAAAAACUUUUGCCCCCUCUAAACGUAAAAAAAAAAAAACCACCAUUAUCGAACAUCAUCACGACCUCAAAGAAAAACCUUGCUUUCAAGCACAACGUUACAAAGUGUUAAAAAAGCGAUCAACCGUAGGGGAGUAUCAACAUCUCCGUGGCCAUUUUGGUCCUUCCAAAAAGAACGAAUCGUCGUCUGCGAUUUUCUUAGUGUGUGUGUGUGUGUUUUCCCUCCCAAAAAAAGAAAAGAAAUCUAUAUUUUUUGUUUUUCGUGUGUGUUUUGCCUCCCAUUUCCGUUGGGGAUUUUUUUUUUUGACGCUGUAUGUUUUUCGAGAAACAACAAACAUCCGCCAUGCCAGGAUUAAUCAGCGUCUCGGAAUUCGUGGAAGAAAGCCGCGAAGAUGUCAACUCGCCCACCACUUCGACGUUCGUUUCGCGCAUGUCGCAAUGUAGGCAAACAGUCGCCGCCCUGGAAGAGAUCCUGGAUGUGGACCGAGAAGGACUUACCAAGUUGAAAAAAGCUGUCAAAGCUAUGCACGCCAGUGGAAACGCGCACACGGAUAAUGAAAACUACCUUUCGCGGGCGCUGGAACGUCUUGGAACGACGGCUUUGAGUAAGGACCAAGAAACGGAAAUCGGAGCCGCUUUUAUUAAAUUUGCUGUCGUCACCAAAGAACUUUCUGCCCUACUCCGCACUCUGAUGCAGAACUGUGCCAACAUCGUGCAGUUUCCAUUGGACAGCCUAUUGAAAGGAGAUUUGAGAGGCGCCCGAGGUGAUUUGAAACGGCCCUUUGACCGGGCGUGUAAAGACUACGACACCAAGUACGGCAAACUGGAAAAGGAGAAGAAAGCGCAGGCCAAAGAGGCCGGCUUUAUCCGAUCGGAGAUUACGGCCGCUGAAGUGGCCGAAGAACUCGAUCCCGAACGCAAAAUGUUUCAACUGCAGAUGUGUGAGUAUCUACUGAAAGUCAACGAAAUCAAGACAAAGAAAGGUGUCGAACUGUUGCAGCAUCUUCUCGAAUACUACCACGCCCAGCACAAUUAUUUCCAGGACGGUUUGAAGACGAUCGAACAUUUCGGCUCUUACAUUACGGAUUUGUCGCAAGGAUUGCAGAGGAUCCGGCAGAAACAGGACGAGGAACGCAAACAACUGGCCGAUCUGCGUCAAUUGCUCAAAAGUUCUCACGUUUUCGACAAAGAGCAGCAACAACAACAGCAGCCGACAGUUGUGCAGAGCCAUGCCGUAGGCGUCGGUGGUAACGGCGCAACGGCCAGCGGAGUUGGUGUCGGUGGUAACGCCGUCAACAACAGCAGCAACAACAGCGGCGUUGGCUACUCGCGCCACCAGCUGCAGGGCAACAAACAGCACGGCUCGAGUCGAACGGGUUUCCUCCUGAAGAAAUCGGAAGGCAAAGUGCGCAAGGUGUGGCAAAAGCGGAGGUGCGAAGUACGGGCAGAUGGAUUCCUCUCCAUUUAUCACGCCGACGAGACCAAACCGCCGACUCGAGUCAACUUGCUCACCUGUCAGAUCAAGCCCGUGCCGAAUCACGCGGAGGAUCGCCGCUGCUUCGAUCUCAUCUCGUACAAUCGAACUUACCAUUUUCAAACGGAGGAGGAAGACGAAAUGGCGGCCUGGAUUUCGGUGAUGGUCAACAGCAAAGAAGGCGCCCUGAUGAAGGCCUUUGACGAUAAUGGACGUCACGGUCCCAAAGUCAAUCAAGGAUUUUUGGAACUGCAACAGGCAAUUAUCCGAUACGUUUUGCGAUUGCCGGGCAACGAUCGCUGCGCCGACUGUUGUUCUCAGAACGAUGCGACAUGGCUGUCGACAAACUUUGGCGUAAUCAUCUGUAUCGAAUGUUCGGGCGUACACCGUGAAAUGGGCGUUCAUGUGUCACGAAUCCAGUCGUUAGUGCUGGAUCACGUGCCAACUUCCCAGCUGCUCAUUGCACGGCACAUGUCCAACCACAGUUUCAACGAGAUUAUGGAGGCAACGUUGCACAUUUCCAAACCCAACCUUAACAGCACCAUGGAGGAGCGCAGUGAAUUUAUUCGGGCCAAGUACAUUGAAAAAAAGUUCGCCAUCAAGACGAGUACAGACAUACGCGAUUUGCACAGUGACGUCGAGCACGCUCUCAACAACAAGGACAUUCAUCAACUUCUACAAGCCUAUGUUGAAGGCGCUGAUUUUUCGAAGCCCUUCAUUGACAGCAACGCGGGAGAAACGGCCUUGCACAUGGCCAUCCGACGUGAACGAGGCCAUUCCCUUCACAUUGUAGACUUUUUGGUGGAAAAUGCCAGCAAUCUUGACGCAACGACGGUGGACGGACACACGGCCGUCCAUUACUGCGCCCUUUACAAUCAGCCAGAGUGUCUGAAAUUGCUGUUGCGCUCAGGGGCUAAUGUGGCGGCCGAGACCAAAGACAAAAAGACGGCCAUUGAUUUGGCUAAAGAAUAUGGAUCUACUGCUUGCGAAACCCUGAUUCGCCAGUCAACGCAAAACCGCAAAUCUCAGCUGGAAAAUGUCAGCAUUGACUGGAAUUUAUCGCAGGACGAGGCAGGAUCGAUUGAUUUGUCUGACGAAGACAUGACAGUCGUUGAAAGCACGGCGACAUGCAAUGGAAUUCCAACUCCGGAUCGACGUGUUCGUUCCCGUCCGCCCAGUUUUGCUGGCCGGGAAUCACCAAUUCAAUUACGUUCGCGUUCCUCAACAUCCGACAGUUUACGUUCCGGUUCCAGUCCCAACAGUGGAGGAGGAGGGAAUCAGUCAUCGAAUCGGAAUGCUACGUUCUUCCCUCCGCCAGUGACGACAGCCGGAUCGUCUGUCAAUACGGCCGCCACUCUCAUGGCAGGAUCGACCAGUAAUCUUUCGGUGCAGACGAGUAAAAAGAAUAACAAUGCUUCUGCAACAACAACCUCAGCUGCUGCAGCCGCAGCCGUUACCGCCGCUAAUGUCGGCAGUUUGAAAAAGAGGGCGGCUCCUCUUCCACCUCCGACGACUGCGUCCACAUUCACCAGAGCUUCAUCGCAAAACACGCACAGUCGAAACGCGUCCGAUUAUGGCGUCUCGUAUCCAGCACAGCGGAUGAAACCGCCUAGCGAAUCUCAUUCUCAGUCGAGGAAAUCGUUGGUGGCUGAUUACCUUGACUCGACCAAAACAAGGACGUUCCAUCAUUCAGCAGCCCACCUUCCUGGAGCUAAACUUGUACUGCCUAAAGGAGAACUGCCACAACUAAGGAAAUUGCAUGGCUCUGCCACCAGUUUGGCCAGUACAACUAGCUCUAAUCGACCUCGUGGUCCGCCACCGCCCACGCCAGCUAAUGUCAGUACGGCGGUGAAUUCAUCAAAGCCACUCAGUCGAAAUGGUCGAUCGACCGAAAGCCUUUCGUCAGCUCCAUCCGACGGAGAAUUUAAUGAUAAACCAUUACCACCGGCCAGAGGUCGGCGUUGUCGUGCAUUGUACGAUUGCGAAGCGGACAAUGACGACGAGGUAUCAUUCCGGGAAGGUGAGAUCCUUGUAGUGAUGAUAGAAAAGACAGAAGACGAGAAUUGGAUGGAAGGCUAUGUAGAAAGCGACCCGAAAAGGCGCGGUGUGUUCCCGGCUAGUUUCGUUCACAUCUUAAACGAACGCGACUAAUGUUGUAAAACCGAAAUCAAGUUCAAAUCAAACUGCCACAACUUCUAACUUUAGUGAAAUUUCCCCUGACGACACUAAACUCAUCGACCAGUGGCGAAGAAAUACGUCAUUUAUGUCCAGUGACGCACAAAAAUCACAUAUAAGUUUCAAACAGUAACAAAGUUUUUCCCCAAAGUUGUAAUAUUUAAGAAGAAAAAAGGAGAAAUUGUUGGAUGUUGUAAAUGGCAAAUGAUGAUCUUAAAUUGGAGUAGUUUUUUUUGUUUUUUUCAUCUCUCAAGCUUAAUGGAAUUCCAUCUUUUGCUCUUUUUUUUUUGGCUCCUAGUCACUCUUCUCAUUGCUGUCCCUGUUUUUGAAGAAACCCAUCAAACGAAACUUGUUUUUUCAGUUUUGCCCUUUUGUUGAAGGCCCAAUUUUCCUUAAGUUGUCUCUCUCUAUAUCUCUACUUACAUACUCUUUAUCUUUCUCUAAUUCCUCAUCUACAUAUUAUAUUAUAUAUUAUUGGUUAACUUCUGUGAUAUAUAUUUCCUCAUUUCGCUUUACAUUAGUUUCAACUUUCCCCCUUUAAAUUUUGGUUUCUUGAUGAACUCUUGCCCAAUUCCGUUUGUUGUCAGAUCAGUUUUAGUUGUUAAGUACGUCCGACUUUGGAUCCACAAAACAAAAGUGUAUUUCACCAAUCGAUCGGUCUACACAACUCUCAAGAAUAAUAUCCCACAUGUUUGAACCAAAACUAUCUGUAUUAUUAUUAUUACACUCUGCCAAUUGUUCGAUUAUUUUCCACCCUUUUCUCAAUUUCAACGUUCUCCUUCAGCAUUUCUCGAUGUGGCUUUCACUGUUGUUGAUGGCUUCCAUUUAAUAUGUAUGAGUGUGUCAAUAAUUCAAAUGUCAAAUAUUGA